Molecule: messenger RNA, 1370 nt
Organism: Onthophagus taurus
Lineage: Eukaryota; Metazoa; Arthropoda; Insecta; Coleoptera; Scarabaeidae
Product: proton-coupled zinc antiporter SLC30A2
Biological process (GO): response to zinc ion; zinc ion transmembrane transport
Cellular component (GO): plasma membrane
Molecular function (GO): zinc ion transmembrane transporter activity
Source: RefSeq, a predicted model, not a curated record
AAAGAUGUUGGGGUCGCGUGCAAUGCUGCAUGUUUUGUAUUUUAAGCUGCCGGUUUCUGACUUAAAUCUAACAAAAAGUAAUCGCCCAAUGCAGUUCGGCCAGUUGUGAAGAAGUGCAUUUUACGUCCGCGUGCAAAAUGGAUAAUAACGAAGAACGUAAGCCUCUUUUAAUAUCGAAUGGAAUGCACUACGGGGCCAGAUUCAAUCAAAACGACCAAACUCCAACCAGUUCACCAAGCAGAAAAGUUAUUUAUUGUGUUCAUGGUAAACCCAGUACGGGUUGUUGCAAAGUUUUAGAAGGUGAAGUUAUUGAUAUUGAUAAUAGUAACGUUAGUAUUGCUAGUAAUGCGAGAGAAAAUCAAGAUGCCACAAAUGAAAUAAACAAACAUUGCCAUGUCACGCAAUCUAAAGAAAUAGAUAAAAAUGCCCGAAAGAAAUUAAUUAUUGCUAGUAUAUUAUGUGUGAUAUUUAUGUUGUUGGAAAUUACAGGUGGAUACAUUUCGGGUAGUUUGGCAAUAGCAACGGAUGCAGCUCAUCUUUUAACAGAUUUUGCAAGUUUUAUGAUUUCUUUGUUUUCUAUAUGGAUGGCGACAAGGCCAGCAACGAAAAAUAUGCCUUUUGGCUGGUAUAGAGCCGAAGUAAUUGGGGCUCUAACUUCAGUUCUUUUAAUUUGGGUGGUAACCGGGGUAUUAGUUUAUUUAGCCGUUCAAAGAGUAAUUGAGGAAAAUUUUAAUAUAGAUGCUUUUGUAAUGCUCGUGACGUCUGCUGUUGGGGUUGGAGUAAACUUAAUAAUGGGAUUAACACUCCACCAUCAUGGUCAUUCCCAUACAAUGGAUAAUAAAAAACAUUCGGAUGAAAAUAUAAAUGUUAGAGCAGCUUUUAUUCACGUCGUUGGAGAUUUCUUGCAAAGUUUUGGCGUUUUUCUCGCGGCUUUGGUGAUAUAUUUUAAGCCGGAAUACAGACUCAUCGAUCCAAUUUGCACAUUUAUAUUUUCCGUGAUUGUGUUGAUAACAACUUUUAAUAUUAUAAAAGAUACUUUGCAAGUGCUCAUGGAAGGAAUACCGAAAGGAAUCGAUUUUAACGACGUUAUGGGAAUCUUUUUGGAAAUCGAGGGAGUUAAACGAGUUCAUAAUCUGCGAAUUUGGGCUUUGAGUUUGGACAAACUUGCUCUUUCCGCUCAUCUUGCGAUUGCUCCCGAAACAAAUCCGCAACUUAUUCUUAUGAUGGCCACUAAAAAUAUACACGAAAAGUAUAACUUUUUCGAGAUGACCUUGCAAAUUGAAGAGUUUCAAGAGAUAAUGGAGGAUUGUUAUCAAUGUAAAAAUCCUGUGUGAUAUUAAUAAAUAUUUUAUAUUAUUUUUAAUUUAAAA